Molecule: messenger RNA, 3380 nt
Organism: Puntigrus tetrazona (Sumatra barb)
Lineage: Eukaryota; Metazoa; Chordata; Actinopteri; Cypriniformes; Cyprinidae
Gene: slc39a9
Product: solute carrier family 39 member 9
Exons: 7
Coding region: 528-1457 (309 amino acids)
Biological process (GO): zinc ion transport; transmembrane transport
Cellular component (GO): membrane
Molecular function (GO): metal ion transmembrane transporter activity
Source: RefSeq, a predicted model, not a curated record
CACUGCCAACAUUACACUCGGCUAGUUGGCGAUCAGUAUUGGUCGACACUGCGGAAUAGGUAACAAACUAGAUGGAUUUACUGCGACGAAACAGUGUCGCCUGAUAAGGAUUGAUAAUGCCAUUAAGUGCACUCUGAGAUCAGGGAAGUAGACUAUGAAAACAAUUCACAAAUCUGUCGUUGUAUGCUUUUAAUCGCGGACCGAUUGUUAUGAUUUUAGCCCUUGCUAAGCGUGACGCGAUACUGUGUGAUUAAAGUUGAGCAACGUCGUUCAGAUAAUCGACCAGGUCAAUGUACCAGGAGUUCCGAACGGACAUUACAGCAGAUCAGCAGUGGGUGGUCGUGUUUAAUCGUCUGAUCUGUAAGGAUAGCUGCACAAAACUGACUAGCUAACCUGCUAAUGCACCAGUACAAGUAAGUUACGUUAAGAAGGAUCCGUUGACAGCAGACAUCGGUCGACUGAACAGGAUUUGCUGUUAAACUCUAAAGUGGUUCUCAAACUGAGACAGCGGUGUGUCUUUAGCUGAAAUGGACGACUUCAGCUCCAUCAGUCUGCUGUCUCUGGCUAUGCUGGUCGGCUGCUAUGUGGCUGGAACAAUUCCCCUGGCUGUCAACUUCUCUGAGGAAAAGCUGAAGUUGGUGACGGUGUUGGGAGCCGGGCUGCUGUGUGGCACUGCGCUGGCUGUCAUUAUUCCAGAGGGAGUUCAUGCACUCUAUGAAGAAAUGCUGGAAGGUGGGCACCACCAUGGCCACGGGCAGGUGGAAACGGAAGUUUCUGAACAGAAGAUUGUUGAAGGAGUCGUGGGACAAAGCGUCGAACACAGCCACGGUCACGAGCAGCUCCACGCUUAUAUCGGCGUUUCUCUGGUGCUGGGCUUCGUCUUUAUGCUGCUGGUGGAUCAGAUCGGCAGUUCUCACAUGCACAGCGGUGACGAUCCUGAAGCAGCGAGGACCGCUAGCUCUAAGGUCACCACCACACUCGGAUUGGUUGUUCAUGCUGCAGCUGAUGGUGUUGCUCUUGGAGCCGCUGCGUCCACGUCUCAGACCAGUGUCCAGCUUAUUGUGUUUGUGGCCAUUAUGUUGCAUAAGGCUCCCGCUGCGUUUGGACUGGUCUCUUUCCUCAUGCAUGCGGGUUUAGAAAGAAACCGGAUCCGGAAACAUCUGUUGGUCUUUGCCUUAGCUGCCCCCGUUUUGGCCAUGCUCACCUACGUAGGACUCAGUCAGAGCAGUAAAGAGGCGCUAUCCGACGUCAACGCCACCGGCGUGGCCAUGUUGUUUUCCGCCGGCACCUUCCUGUACGUGGCCACGGUGCACGUCCUCCCGGAAGUGGGUGGCAUGGGCGGCCACAGCCACUCCCCCGGAGGCGGCGCAGGGAAGGGACUGAGCAAAGUGGAAGUCGGAGCUCUGGUUCUAGGCUGUCUGAUACCUCUGGUCCUGUCCGUCGGCCACCAGCACUAGUGUUCUUCACUCGAAGCGACAUUGGAGAAGGUCUGAAAAGUGUGAACGGGACUUUUGAACAGCGCUGGCCACAGACGUGGUUUGAAUCAUGCCUCUGUCGGUUUAUUCGAGAUGGCGGUCGGUAGCGAACGAAGGAACAUUGCAGUCGGGAACGAGAUUGAAGAAGCGCCUAUGGACUUCUGGAAUGGGCUGCCCUGUCUCUCCAUAACGCCCUGUGGGCUGACGGCUUACGAUGACCAUACACGAAUAAAUGCCAUCACGUGUCCACCUCCUAAUGCUAUGUUUUCUUCAGUGGUGCCGGUUGAAAAAGAUUCGGUUGUUGCUGGGUUGUCGCGUACGCUUUAAAUUUGGUGUUCUGUUAGUUUUUAUAUGAAAUUUGCCCGCGAGUCUUUUAAAAGAUGAACCUACACCACCGUGCCCAGAUGUUGAGAUACUCCACAAACAUUAAAUUAAUUGAGUCCCUCUUUUUCUACAGCAUUAGUUGUUCUGAACUCUAGGAUCAAAUUUCGGGAAAAAACGUUUCUUUAAGUACAUUUCCAUGUUUUGUUUUUACUCCCUUUUUCUUUUUUUUAUAAUUAAUGCAGAUUUUUCUAUUAAUAGAUAUGUUUCUGAGUUUAUAUGGGAACAUACACUAAUGUACAGGGCUUUGUUUUCCCCCUUUCAGAAACUCGGCUACUGCUAAAAUAUAGUAAUUUAUUAAAAAAUGUCAUUGUGCGUAUGGUUAUUGGAUAAAUAUGAUCUUUCUUGCCAGUCGAAUUUUAAAUAUUCAAAUCCUUAAUGACUUAUUUUUGUGGUUAAUUUCAACCAGUUGUGUUUAUAUAUAUAUAUAUAUAUAUAUAUAUAUAUAUAUAUAUAUAUAAAUAUAUAUAUAUUAUUAUUAUUAUUAAAUGACACUUGAAAAACAUGUUGUCCAAAGGUUUGCAGGUGGACGUUUUUUUUUUUUUUUUGUUUCGUUUUCCUCCUCGAGUCGUGCAUGUACAGCUUUAUUAUUUGACGCAUCAUGCAUUUUUCAAACCUGAUGGUUGUUUAAUCCUGAAAAAAAAAAAAAAAAAAAAAAAGGAUCCAAUUGGUCAUUCAGAUGUUUUGUACUGUGACGCCUGCUCCGAGCAGAGCCUGUGUACUGUAAAUAUGUAUUCUCUGUAUAAAUGACAAACAAAAACAUCCUGUUCGACACCUCGAGUAGUUUUUAGGCUAAAUUUAGAAAGAUUGUUUUAAAACGAAUGACUGUUGAUGCUUCCGUUUUUGUUCGGGUGUUAUUUGAGAGUUUGAGGUCAGUAGGAAAGAGGAUUCUGUUUUGUUCUACUGAAGGUCUGCUUUGUUCUACUGAAGGUCUGGGAAAGUUACUACAAGUUACUUAACGGUUGCCUCUGAAGCUUGAGUGAGAAGAUGUAAGGAGACUUUUGGGGCCAACUUGGACACCAGCAACGCUCAGUGGUCCUGGUUUACAAAUUCUUGCUCUGAAAAAUGUCUUUGUUUGAAAGCUCUCUCUAGCGCCCUCAUCUUACCGUAGUGCGCAAGCGCAGCAUCAGCUUCAAAGCGUGGAAGAAACUGAUGGGAGACUCCAUGGGUGAUUCUUUUUUUUUUUUUUUUUUUGUUGACUCCUUUUAAAAGGGAAACCUAGAUAAACUUGGCCUCCUUCGAAUACUACGACAUGACCUCCUCCCAGAAACGUAUAUAAUUGUAUUGAAAGGUCAUUGGAAAGACGAAAUCGCGUGCCAUAAUGAUUUAUCAUCUGAUUCUGUUGGUGGGAUUGGGAUAGAGAUUUUAUAAAGUGCGUAGAAUGUGAUGAAUUAAGUUUUGGGCUUUUAUGUGAUCAUUCCACGAGAGGAGUAUGCCUUAUUUUUUCUCGCAGUUGUUUAACUUAAAAGUGGUUUCACAAUUCUUUGUUCAUGAUUUAAAUAAACUUUUCUUUUUUUUAAUGGA